GGGGGGACCCAUGGCGCAGAUCCAGGCGCUGGACCACAUCGAUGCCACCAUCUCAGCGAUUGGGACAGGCGCCGCGGGCGGGCCUCGGCAGGUGCCGUCGAUGCCGCUCCAGGAGCCCUUUUCCGUCUUUCUGCCGCCGCCCUACCGCAUCCUCUUUCUCAUUGCGCUCGGCCUCCUCUGCUGGUCAGCCAACCUGCGCGGCAUCCGGAGGCUGGGCCUCGAUGCAGAGGGCCUCGUCUCGGGCCAGAGCAAGCUGCGCGUCCUGCCGAGUCACCACCGGAGAGACGACGACGACAACAACAACAACAACAACGGCCAGACACGCUCGUCGCUCAAUGGCAGCGCUCUGUCAUCGACAGCUACCCUCGUCGGGGGUCCCGAAUCUGUCGACGGCGCCGACGGCGGCACGGCAAGCUUUGGCGUCUUUCUCAAGGACCCCGGUCCCCAGGAGGCAGCCGGCUUCAGCAUGGGCCUUACAUGCAUGAUCUGGGUCCUCGUCUGCUGGGUGGCCUACCGCCUCUAUGCGUUCCACACCAUCUUUUUCGGCGGCGAUGCCAUUGGCGGCUUCGCCCACGCCCGCGGCCGCCACGCACAGGCAAUGCAGGCCAUUGCCAUCUUUGGCGUCGUCGUCGUCACCGUCUGGCCGGGCGACGUCAUGUACCGGUCGCUGCGGCGCGCAUUCGCACGCAAGCUCAUCCGCAUCUGCGUGCCCUCGCUCCGCCAGAAGAUCCACUUUGCCGACGUGCUCCUCGCCGACAUUCUCACCUCGUUUGCCCGCGUCUUUGGCGAUCUAUGGCUGACGAUGAUCUUUCUCUGGCCCAAGUCCGACUCGCACGUGUGGUGGAACGGCAAGGGGAGCAUCGCCGUGCCGCUCCUCGUCAGCCUGCCGUACGUCGUCCGGUUCCGCCAGUGCCUCUCGGAGUUUGCGACGAUGCAGCCGCCGCCCGGCCAGUCAAAGACGCUCCGGCCGCUGGCCAAUGCGGCGAAAUAUGCCAGCGCCUUUCCCGUCAUUUGGCUCAGCGUGCUCCAGAGCGAGGCCACCACGUCGUCGCUCCAGGACGACCCGACGUCGAGCGGCGCCUCUUCGAUGUUCUUCUACAUGUGGGUCCUGUCUGUCUUUGCCAACAGCAUCUUCUCCUUCUGGUGGGACGUGACAAACGACUGGGGCCUCGAGAUGCUUCGGUGGGAGACAUGGGCCAGCACCUCGACGCGCGUUGCCCGGGGCGUGACGUCGCUGCACAAGCGCGGCCUCAGCUCCCUUCCCGUCGGCUUCAGCCUCUCGUCGUCCAACGGCGGUGGCAGGCCAUCCGACCAUGGGGACCACGCGGCCCGGCUCUCGCCCACCGGCGUCCACCGGCCUCACCACAUGGUCGGCGGGUCCUCGUCGCAUCACCGGCGCGACCGCAGCUCCUUUCUGCGCUCGCCCACCUACGUCAUGCUCUUCCCGCCCAUCGUCUACCAGCUCGCCGUCGUGGGCGACCUGAUCCUCCGCUUUGCCUGGUCGCUCAAGCUCUCGUCGCACCUGCACCACAUCAUCGAGCUCGAGUCGACGGCCUUCUACCUCGAGGCCCUCGAGAUCCUCCGCAGACUCGUCUGGACCUUUCUCCGCCUCGAGUGGGAGGCGUGCAAGCGCCGCGCAUGGAACUCGGCGGGGAGCAUGGAGUCGCUCACCCUCUCGACGCUCCGCGGUGGCCCGCACUCAUCGUCGUCAUCGUCAUCGCCAUCACCACCACAAGCAGCAGGCCCCACCAUUGCGGCGCACGCACCGCCGCCAUGAUGUUCCUUUCGUCUUCUUUGCC
Messenger RNA from Acaromyces ingoldii, 1799 nucleotides. RefSeq names its product EXS-domain-containing protein. Lineage: Eukaryota; Fungi; Basidiomycota; Exobasidiomycetes; Exobasidiales; Cryptobasidiaceae. The transcript is spliced from 2 exons. Gene Ontology annotation, cellular component: membrane; cytoplasm. The record is from RefSeq and is a predicted model, not a curated record. Bases 11 to 1777 code for a protein of 588 amino acids.